UUUCCUGACGUAAAAGAUUUCAGGCGCGCUCUGGCUUAGGUUCUAGUGGACGAAAGAUAAGUGAAGUUUCACUUCUUUUUAUCGCUGUCCUCCAGGGAAUGAAUCCACAAGACAGCUCAGAUCCACCACAGCUUCUGUCCCUCGGGAUAAGAAAAACGCCAUGUGACAAAAUUUUCUCUACGGAUGCUGACCAUACCUUUCUACGACAGAUGUCUAUUGUCAUUUCUGUGCAAGAACAGGCAGCAGCACAGUCCUCCCUGACCAAACCAGAUGUCAUCCCUGACGAAAAGGUUGACGAAUCCAGUGUGAAUGAUAUUGUUAUAAAGCAACAAGAGGCAACAACCCCACAUCCCAUCAGUGAUUUUCAACGACAGAUGUCUCCUUUAAGUGAUGAUAGCAACAGCACAAAGGACAAGGAAGAGGAAAAAAUGUCUCAAACACUGUCUCAAACAUGCACUCAGUUGACCUCUGACAAAGCUGAUCAGUCAUGUUCAACUGCUUUAGAAGAUCAGCAGAGAACUAAGAAUAACCUGCAGUCUGAUUUAGUAAGAAACCAAAAAGUGAGCCCACCUGCACCUAGCAGUGAAUGCAUGGGAAACAGCAAAGAUGACAAAGUUGAAGCAGUCACGGAAGAGCCAGCCAAAAAGAGGAAAAGAAUGGGUAUGUGUGGUCUCACAGAGAAGGAGCGAAGUCAUUUUUUACAGAUAAGUAGGAAUGUAAAUGGACAGAACAGUCGACUGAAAGUUGAAAGGCAGAUAGCCUUCAAUAACGCUGACACUGAAUCAUCUCUCUUACAAUCAUCGCUGCUUCCAACCUCUGUGGCCGUCAUUACAGACCCGAGGGAGGAAGAGGUGCUUCACUCCAGUCAGGAUAGCGCAGCAGACAGGCCAAAAACAGCAAUCGACAUUCCUGAAGAGGGCUCAGUUCUUGCUCCAGACCCACCUGUAAAGGAAAAGGAAUAUUGUUUGGAGAACCCAAAUCCUCAAGAAGUGGACUGUGGAUCGUCAAGCGUAACUUCUUGUGACGUGGAGGUGCAGUAUGUUGCCAUAACAACUGAUGAGAAGAUGCAGGACGUGUGUGGUGAUGCUGUGGACUGUGACGAAGACAAAGCAGAUGCAUUGUCAGUUCGCACCCAAGAAGGAGACUGCAGUGCCAAACUCUGUGAAGCUGCGCCCUCUGGCGUCCAAGAGACGAAUGACAUGCCUGGUCAUGAUAAUCAGCAUUGUUCUGGUGCUGUAAAAACAGAGCACCCAAGCACCAUGAGCCCCACUGACUUCCUUGGAUCUGGGUGCUUCGAUUUCAUCUCAGACUCGCAGCUCUACAAUAUCCAGUUGAUUGAGGAGCAGGAAAUAAAGGAGAGAGUCGCUGAACCCUGCGGCCGUGAAGAAGAUGCCUCGGUAUUGAUCUGCGGGCUCAUCAAGGAACUCUCCUUUCUAAAUCGAACCGUUAUGGCCGCUCAUCGCGAGAUUGAAAAUUUGCGGCGUGGCAGUAAGAAAACAAGGAACUUGCCCCGCUGAGAGGUCGUUCGACUGACAUCGCAAGUUGACGAGCAAUAGAAACGUUGGCUCUGCUUUACUCAAAGAAACAAUUCAGAUGACUGUUUGGCACAAAUUGCGUUUUGAUAUUUACUUCUAUUGCUUUGUUGUGAAGUAAAGCUGGCCUUUAUAUAUCA
Molecule: messenger RNA, 1672 nt
Organism: Hippocampus zosterae (dwarf seahorse)
Lineage: Eukaryota; Metazoa; Chordata; Actinopteri; Syngnathiformes; Syngnathidae
Exons: 7
Coding region: 99-1517 (472 amino acids)
Biological process (GO): double-strand break repair involved in meiotic recombination
Source: RefSeq, a predicted model, not a curated record